GUGCACUUACCAAACCAACAAUCAGUUCUUUUUAAUGCGCGUUCAAAUCCAAGUGAAAUUUUAUCAACAGCCAUACACACAAAACUCACGAGAUUCUUCGAAGUAUGUAGGAAUAAUCCAGAAGCUGCAGGACUACUAUAUUCAGAAUUUCCAAAAUUCUUCCGUUGGAAAAAAGGGGCCUGGCACCGUCGAAAAAAAAGUGGAAACAAAGUGAUUGAGAGACUAUAUUACUGUCCACCAAAUGAUCCAGAACGCUUUUGCUUACGUCUUUUGCUAUGUCACAUUCGUGGUCCAAAAUCAUUUGAAAACCUGCGUACAGUUGAUAGUGUCAUCUAUCUAAUAUUCAAACAAGCUGCGCAACAAUUAGGUCUUUUAGAAAGUGACGAUGAAUGGUUUAACUGCUUAUCUGAAGCAAGCCUUUUUCAAAUGCCAUCACAGCUACGCCUCUUAUUCGCAACUAUAUUAGUUUAUUGCCAGCCAGCAGGUCUUGGCCAAAACACCACACCAGAGGAUUCUUUAAUAAUAAGCCAUGCUUUACUUGAAAUUGAAGGUCACAUUAGACAAUGUGGAAAGAGCCUUGAAGACUUUCCUGAAUUACCUGCCAUACAUUAUGAUUUAUUGGAUUGUAAUAGACAAACACAGCUUUUUAUAGAAGAGACAACUUUUCCACAAGACAAAUUGCAGCAGAUUCUUGAAGGUGUUUCUCUACUAAAUGAUGAACAACGUGCAAUAUAUGAUGCUGUAGAACUAAUUAAUUACAUAUACAGUGAUCUACAAACAAGAUGGAAUGAUUGUCAAUAUCUUUUGGAACGUGCAAUUUUGACAACCAAAAAUCAAGGAGUUGCUGAAAUCAAUAAUUUGAUCUUAUCUGAUUUUCCUG
Dentiscutata heterogama is the source of this 880-nucleotide messenger RNA. NCBI's taxonomy places the organism in Eukaryota, Fungi, Glomeromycota, Glomeromycetes, Diversisporales, Gigasporaceae. The record is from the annotation of a GenBank genome assembly.